UAGCCAUUGGCUGCUUUCCAGCUAUGAAACAUUGUGUUGUCACUGUGUGACACAGUGUUACACAAUGUCGACUUGUAGCUGGAACGCUGUUUAGCUUUUUUAUUUUACCGUCAGAGAGCAGAGCAGUAACUUGUCACUAGCUUUUUCAAUGUAUAUAUUCUGAUUCAUAAUUCUGAUGAACACGGCUUUAAAAAAGUCUAUGGAUGUAGUUUUUAACUUUACAAAAAGAUACUUGUGUUAUAUGAUGGACAUGAAACAAAAGAUAGCGGUUAAUUUUUUAAUGGAAAAUGUACUAAACACUAGUACAAGUACUGAGAGUUCAGAUAUAAGUGAAAUCAGUUGGAAUAGCAGCUUUUCAGUCAAUACAUCUUUAAACAGUGAAGAAAAUGAUAGUUGUAUAUUGUUACUGCCUUUACUGAAAUAUUUAAUUAAUGGACGUAAGAAACAUCGAGUUGAACAUUAUCUUCAUGUUGUUGAUAGCUGGACAGAUUUAGAAUUUAAGGAACACUUGCGAGUUGAGCGUACCACUGCAAUUCAAUUAAUAGUAUAUAAUUUUUUAUAUGUUUUAGAUGAAUUACGUGAAAGUAAUUUUAUUCCUUCACACUCAUUUGGAACGAAACCAAUUGAAGCAAAACUGAGUUUUCUUAUUUUUUUAUGGCACAUGGCAAACACUGAACCUUUACGAACAAUAUCAGAUAGAUUUGAUGUCUCAAUUUCGUCUGUCUUUCGAGUAAUUCGCCGAGUAACAGCUUGGAUUUUGACAAAAUUAGAUAACGUUAUCAAAUGGCCUCAAGAACAACACAUCGAAUAUGUUUGUCAUCAGUUUUACACUAAACGAGGUAUUUCUAAUGUAAUAGGUGCUAUAGAUUGUACCCAUAUUAAAAUAGAAAAACCUAAUGUAGAGAAUGCAAGAGAUUAUUGCAAUCGGAAAAAAUACUUUUCUAUAAAUUUACAAGCUGUCGUAGAUGCGGAUAUGAAAUUUACUAAUAUAUAUUGUGGUCAGCCAGGUUCUCUUCAUGACGCACGAGUCCUGAGAAAAUCUGUUUUAUACAAUUCAGCUAAUGAACAUAGAGAGGUAAUUUUUCCCAAUGAAAAAUUUAUAAUUGGCGAUUCUGCAUACCCGUCAUUACAAUGGCUUGUUCCUCCUUUCCGUGAUAAUGGUUAUCUUACUCCUCAUCAGACCGAGUUUAAUUUUAUACAUUCUUCAACACGUAUGGUUGUAGAAAAAGCAUUUGGUUAUUUGAAAGGACGUUUCCGACGAAUUAAAUUUUUUUCAGAAUACCGCGAAAUGUCAUUUAUUACAAAUACAGUUGUAGCUGCAUGUAUCUUACAUAAUUUAUGUUUGAAUUGUAAUGACGACAAUUUUAAUGAUGAUAAUGUAGAAAUCGAGGAACCAAAUGAUAAUAUAAAUAAUGAUACUAAUGAAGAUGUUAAUUGUGAACUUCAGGUAGAUCGACGAAUGCAAGUAUUCAGAGAAAUAUUUGGCCAAGAAUAGAUAUAUGUGUGUAAUGAUUACUAUGUAUAUAAGUUAUGUAUAAAUACUGAUUACGUAUAUAAAAAAUAAUAGGAAAAACGUUGAGACACAAUAUUAUAUAAAAUUUUCUUGCAAAAUGCUUAUAAAUUAAUUGCGAUACACUUUAAUGUUCGACUUAUUGAUUAAUAAAAUUAAGUAUAAAAAAAUAAAUUGUACUGAAUGAAAAAGGACCAAAAUAAAUUUGAACUUUUCUUAAGCUUUUA
This is a messenger RNA of Monomorium pharaonis (pharaoh ant), 1737 nucleotides long. RefSeq names its product protein ANTAGONIST OF LIKE HETEROCHROMATIN PROTEIN 1-like. The record is from RefSeq and is a predicted model, not a curated record. The transcript is spliced from 3 exons. Bases 176 to 1495 code for a protein of 439 amino acids. NCBI's taxonomy places the organism in Eukaryota, Metazoa, Arthropoda, Insecta, Hymenoptera, Formicidae.